UCAAAGUCAAAUUUAAGCUUGUGCUGCUUCUCUGAAGUCAUUUUGGGCAACAGCAUCACACAUUUCGCCUCCGGGGCAGUGGCUCAGCAGAAAAACAUCGAAGGCAUGGGAACAACACAGUUAAAGAUGCUGAAUCUUUUACUUUUAUUAGCCUUCGCAAAGAUUUGUGCUGCUCAGAAUGACAUCACUUUGUCAGUGUUUACGGUCACAUCUAAGAGUAUGACGGUGCAGUGGAGCGGCCACACUGGUGCCAGCUCCUACAAGAUUACAGCAACACCCAAAAACUCUCCUGAACGAUCCGUCUUUGCUCAGUUCGGUGGCAACACCGUGAUGGGCUCAGUCAACUCCCUGUCACCAAACACAGUGUACACCAUGCAGCUCGAAGCCAUGGACAAUGCAUCCAAUGUCCUCAGCAGUGCAGAGACAGAGGAGACAACAGCUCCUGAAGUCCCCAGCAUUGAACAGGCCUACUCCAAACACAGUGACAGCAUCACUGUGGAGUUCACAGAGGUUUCCGGGGCAACCAGCUACAUCCUGAGGGCAGAAUCAGAGGCGGGUGAUUUCUUCUCUGAGACUGUGGUGAGCAGCUCCCCGGGCACCGUGGUGCAGCUCCAGCCCUACACAGACUACAGGCUGAGUGUCAUGUCCGUCAACUCUGGGGGGAGGAGCCAACACUCGUACCCCAUCAAGGCAGCAACAGUGGUACUGGCCCCUGAGUUGAACACCACCUCCCCCAACAACAGCACCAUCCAUGUGACUUGGACCCCAGUUGAACAUGCCGUCCUCUACACGCUGUGCAUCAUUCGGGAAGGCUCCAGCUCCCGCCACAAACUCAACACCACUGAUACCAUGGUGACCUUUGAUGGCCUCGAAGCAGGGACUACCUACUGUAUCAAAGGCACAGCCUGGGACUCUGAGGGUAGAGCUGGAGACGACCUCACUGUCUGCCAGAUCACACGUCCUCCAAGCCCAGAUGUGACCCAUAUCCAGAUGACUCAGGGUCGGUCUCUUGAGGUCGUUGUGUACUGGGGGUCAGUGCAAGGAGCUGAGAGCUACAUGGCCUGGACCACGAAUGGCCAAAACUGUACUUCAGCAGGUCAAACUUACUGUUAUAUCACACCUGUGGAGUGUGGCCAGAACCACUCUGUCUCUGUCACAGCCUAUAACAAAGCUGGUCCCAGCAAUCCCUCUGAGCCAGAAGACUACAUUACAUAUCCAUGUCCCCCAGAGAACAUCUGGGUGGAGGAGCCACAAGCAGGAAACUGCUCGGUGGUGUGGGAUGAGGUACCACUGGUGGAGUACUACAUGGCUUUCAUUAAGAGGGACGACGGGAUGGAGAAGGCGUGUAACACCACAGAAACCACAUGCCCAUUUUUCUGCAUGUGUGGCUACACCUACCUCACCACCGUCUUCCCCUACAAUCAGGCCGGCUCCAGUCCUUACGCCCACGUCCGCAACUACACCACUAUUCCUUGUUGCCCACGAGAUGUUACCAUAAGCCUAGUGUCUACAGAGACCCUGGAGAUCAUGUGGUCACCGGUCAAAGGGGCUGAGCUGUACCAGACAACAGCAUCACAGACUAAUGAUGUCAUCCACUGUAACGACACUGCGCCAGUGUGUGCACUGUCAGAUCUGAGGUGCAACACAGCUUAUUCCGUGACCAUCACACCUUGCAGCGACUUACGAGGAUGCAAUCGCACCUGCACACCUCACACACAUGCAACAGCUCCAUGCACUCCAGAGAUCUUGAAUAUGACACAGACUGAAAACUCCACCUACAGAGUCCUCUUCACUGCCCACAACACCCCCAACACAAAUUAUACUAUCACUGCCACUGGACGAUAUGACACACGCACUUGUCAAACAAGAAACAACUUCUGUGAGCUCACACAGCUGCCCUGUGGUUCAACCUAUGAGGUCAUGGCAGUGGCCAUCACGACUGUGGGGAGAAGUCUACCUGGAUUCAGUAAAACUUUGGAAACAGGUCCUUGCUGCCCCAAAUCUGUGAAUGUGACACAGGUAACCCAGGCUAUGACCAAUGUUACCUGGUCAUCUGGCAGUGGAGCACGCUCCUAUAUCACCUCCCUGACGUCCUCGCGUGGACAUGCAAAGUGCCACACUCUGGACACCCACUGCCUGAUGGGAUGCAUCACCUGUGGUACCAACUACAGCGUCACCCUGGAAGCCAUCAGUAGCACAGGACACAAGUCAGAGUGCAAAUAUCGUGGAUUCUCAUCCAGUGCCUGCUGUCCAACAAGCCUCAAGCUCUAUCGCAUGGCCAACAACUCCCUCAGGGUGCACUGGCGCCCUCUGGGCCCUCGGAUCUAUGACCACACAGUAGAUCUGUUUGGGACAGGAGCCAACUACACCUGUACCGCAGCUGCUGGCAUCACAUACUGUGAUAUCUGGGAGGAAACAUGUGGGGAUGUCUACAGAGUAGUGGCGGCUCCAGUGGGACAGAAUGGGAUCAAAGUCAGCUUCUGUCAGCCCAGGACGUACUCAGUUCUCUGCCCAGGAAGUAAUGCUGGAAUGGUGAUCUCUCGUGGAAGACGAAGUGUGGAUUAAUUUUGACAGUGAAGGCCUCUCAUCAUGACCCACCACCCAACAUGGACAGUGGACUGUGUUUACACCAAUGACAACUAUAAAGUUCCAAUACACCCAGAUGAAAUCUCACUCUUGUUUAGGAAUGUUGUUUUAUUGUUACUACUGUUUGCAAGAAAAGCUGCAGUUUCUGUUGAACAAAUACGGAAAUCAAAAGACAAAAUAUAAAAAUAUAUAAAAGACAAAUGUUAAAUAAAUAAAUGUGAUCAUUUAUCUAAUGUACCUCGGAAAUACUCUCCAUAUUGUUGCUUGUUAUAGGAAGCUGCAUGUUAUUUUACUCUUUAUGCUCUUCGAGUCCUCAUGUUUAAUCAGACAGUUGCCCUUUCAUAAUGUGAUUUGAUGUGACCUCAACAUGUAAUAACCACAAGUAAAAAUGAAAAAUAUGAAACUCCCUACACAAACAUAUCAAUAGUAGAUUGGAUUUUUUGAUAAAAAUGAUUAUAGAACUUCUCCAAGUAGAUGACCUCCAUAUGGUGGCCUUAUGACAUGUCUCUGGGUUAUAAAGCUGGUUGGUGACCCAGAAGAGUGUCACAGCGAAAAGUGGGGCAGCAGCUCUCCAUCUCUUUAGCCUGGAGUCAUGCAUGGCGAGUCCAGUGGAUGAUAUGUCUGAUCAGAUUGCUGAAGACAGAUUCAGUGUUACCUCUGCUUUCACUGGAUUUUGUUUUCUCUCAGUCGACAGGCAACACAAUAAAACACAUUGUUUCUGCAUUUCAA
Molecule: messenger RNA, 3315 nt
Organism: Scatophagus argus
Lineage: Eukaryota; Metazoa; Chordata; Actinopteri; Scatophagidae
Gene: fndc7a
Product: fibronectin type III domain containing 7a
Exons: 14
Coding region: 106-2565 (819 amino acids)
Molecular function (GO): protein binding
Source: RefSeq, a predicted model, not a curated record